Dendroctonus ponderosae (mountain pine beetle) is the source of this 1718-nucleotide messenger RNA. RefSeq lists its product as uncharacterized. The record is from RefSeq and is a predicted model, not a curated record. The transcript has 4 exons. Lineage: Eukaryota; Metazoa; Arthropoda; Insecta; Coleoptera; Curculionidae. The coding region runs from base 372 to 1691 and encodes 439 amino acids.
UAACUCGACAGGUUGCUUAGUUAAGUCCGAGACGCACUGGGUGCGUUGGUACUUGCUUGGUACUGACCGUUGUUUUUCAUUGUUCCUUGAUGAUGUUAAUUAGAAUUUGUGGUUUUAAUGCGCCGAUCGAUUAACCCAAAGUACCCACAGUUUUUUUCUGUCGGUACCAGGACCUGUUAUUGUUGAUGUUGCCGAAUAAUUGCAAUUCUAUGUUAAGUUUGCGAAUAGUUUUUCGGUCGCCGAUCGAGCUGGUUAAUCGGGUACCAACCAGAAUUCGUUUGCACUGUGUGGUCUUCGAGUCGCUGUUAAUAACGCGGAAAACUGGUCGAUGUGCAGUUUAAUUAGACAAGAGCAUGCCCAUUGAAUGAACCAUGGACUGUUCGUUAUCCACGUCCAAAGCUGCGGGGAAAUGCGACGGAAAAGCCAGCAAAGCCCUGCUGACGCUGCCGCUGUUCAGCAAAAUGCCCCGGAAAGCCAUCCAGAAGGAGAGGAAGAGGACGUUCAAGUACGUGUUCGACAAGAUCAGACUGAGGAAAUGCGCCAGUGCCACCAUUUCCAAACCGUUCCCCACAUACCAUGUGGCAUAUUUGGGCAAUGUGGUUACCGGGUGGGCCAAAGGCGAAGGCUGCAUUGAGAAGCCGCUGGCAACCUUGUGGCGCAACUACAUCCAGUCCUCCAGGCCCGACGUCAACAUGCACCUCACAGUGUGUGGAGGCGGUUUGAAGGCAGUCACCAAGAACCACGGAUUGACCGAGUACUGGGCGCAUCGUCUCACCACCUGCGCUUCUCCUGCUGAGUUCCCCAGGAUCUUCUGUUGGGUGUACCGGCAUGAGGGGCGGCGCCUGCGGCACGAGUUGCGUUGCCACGCCGUUUUGUGCGCCUCCACCGAAGUGGCCGCCCAGAUCCAUGGCGAGCUCAAAGACUAUCUGUCCAGGGCACUUACCGACUUCAAGAAGGAGAAGUUGUCCAGGCAGAAUGCCCGGCUCAGCUUGGUCAACUCGAUCAACGAAAACGCCAGCCUGCCCAGGCGGAAGAUUCUGUUGGGGAUCGGCUGCCACAACUAUAGGCCCCCAUUGGAGUGCUCCAAGUCAGCCCCCAAACUCUCCUGCAUUGAGGAAACCUUCGACGAAGAAGAGGACGAAGCGGAAGCCUUACGCAGCUCUGAAAAAAUCUACCGAAACAUCCUGAAAUCAUAUGAGCGAUGCAACCAGCAGUACGACCACAAGCCCUUCACCCUAAGACGAAGAACGUGGAGAAGCCAGUCGGAACAUGCCCAGCAAGCUCCAAGAGCCCCAUUCAACACCCGCAUAGAAGCCGCUGAAGCAGCCGAUGAUGCCGAGGAGAAGAACGACGGUUUGGAGUUUAAAAUCGGCGGCGAGGUACUGCCGACAAUUAAAGGCGCCGACGCUAUUCCUGCAUUCGUAAAUCCCAUCAUCAGCAAGGGUUUGAUGGAGCAGGAGCAAGUUUCGCUGGUGCCCGUGGGUGAAUCGCACUCGGACUUCAGUUCCUUGAAAGUGUACAAGAAGCGGAUCAUGCCCGAAGCUGGCAAAGACUUUCAAGCAUGUACCAUGUUCCUGUCGGCGGAAACAGUCACUCAGCUGGAGAACAUCUUCCAGGCCCACUGCUCAUUUGGAAGUGAUCGUGCGGAAGAGGAUCUGACUGGAAAAAUUAGCUCUACUUUGGUGGCCUGAGGUGGUGAUACAGUAUUAGUUUUGUUG